Molecule: messenger RNA, 2267 nt
Organism: Polychytrium aggregatum
Lineage: Eukaryota; Fungi; Chytridiomycota; Chytridiomycetes; Polychytriales
Product: kinase-like domain-containing protein
Exons: 1
Biological process (GO): protein phosphorylation
Molecular function (GO): protein binding; ATP binding; protein kinase activity
Source: RefSeq, a predicted model, not a curated record
CUUGCCUGCCAUCUUGCAUGCCACUUGCCUCGCUUCAGAUUCGCCCAUCACUGUUCCAAGCACACUCUCCACAAUGUCCGGCAGCUCCGCCACGGCCUGUGCCGACCCGCCCGCCAACAAACCGUCCUGGUACAUUUCCCCCAGCGACAUCACCGACCGCUCCGCCGUUCCCAUCGGCCGUGGCGGCUUUGGCGAAGUGUACAGCGGCCGCUACUACGGCUCCAAAGUUGCCAUCAAGCAGCUCCUCGGCACCUGCAACAAGCGGGAGCUCGUCGAUUACCGCCGAGAAAUUGAUAUCUGGAAGGAGCUCAGCCACCCCCACAUCCUGCGUCUUCUCGGCGCCUGCGACAAAAGCGACGAUGGUACUCCGAUUGUUCCCUUCAUGGUUUCGCCGUUCAUGCCUAACGGUACUCUCCGCGACUAUGUUUCGGACCCAGACAGCCCUCGGCCCUUGGAGGAGAAGCUCCACCUCUUGUUCCAGGUCGCCUCUGGCAUGUCGUACCUCCAUGGCAAACACGUUGUGCACGGCGACCUCAAAGCCGCCAAUGUCCUCCUCGACGAGGCCCGUAGCGCCGUGGUCUCGGACUUUGGCCUCUCUCGCACCAAGCACACCUCGGCCUCGAUGGACCGCAAUAGGACGUACAACACCAUCGUUGGAACAGAGGGAUACAUGGCCCCGGAGCUGCUCGACGACGAAAACCCCAGUGGCACCACGAUGAAGACCGACGUCUAUGCCUUUGCCAUCACCAUGUACGAAGCCUUGAACGACGCUCAGCCAAUUUGGGUGACGGACAAUGGCCAGCCGAUGCUGAGCCAAGUCAUCGAGAAGCAAGUGCGCAAGGGAAAGCGUCCUAAGCAAAUCGAUGGCAUCCCAGACGACGUCUGGACAGUCAUCGAGAGUUGCUGGAGCCAAGCUCCAAACGAGCGGCCAAGCUUCCCUGCCAUCCUCGAAACCCUGAACCGGUACGACACAGUGGAUCUGCCGCCCCCACCAGGUCCAGCACCAGUUCCAGUACCAGUUCCAGUACCAGUUCCAGCACCAAGAUGGGAGCCAGAGCCCAAGCAAGAGCCCGAGCCGAUCCAGACUCCAAUCUCACCGCCCGUGACCCCAUCGCCCACCCCGUCGGCAGAAUCUGGGUCUUAUCCCGGCGUUCCUCGUCUGAUCCUGCAGAAGGCUCGAAGAGGCGAUGCCAAUGCCUGUGUUCAAGUAGCCAAAAUGCUCUCGCACCACAAGUUUGUCACCGAUCCGGUUUGGACGCAAGCAGCCUCGUUCUUCCAAGUUGCCGCCGAACAACAGCAAAGCGAAGCCUACUUUUACCUCGGCUGGAUGCACCUUCUUGGUGUCGGUGUCGAGCAGAGCGACCUUGAUGCGCUCACCUACUUGCAAGAGGUCUGUAGCCAGCCUGGUGACCAUGCCCUCCGGUCGAUUGCCACUCAUUUGCUCGGCUGGAUGCACUACCUCGGCCGAGGUACAAACCGGGAUCAGCAAACAGGAGUCCAGCUCGUUCGAGACAGUCAAACGGAGGAGUUCCCCUUGGGAGAGCACGAGUGCCUGGCAGCAUUCGGCCUGGCGCCCUCCGAGUCUCCCGCAGCCAUCCGGUUUUUUGAGCUGCUGCAGCUCGGGGCCGAGCGCGACUGGGUUUGCAAGCACCUUUUGGCGGUGUGCAUCAUCUGCGAAUUUGGAAACUCGAUUGGCGAAGAGCAAGUAGCGGUGGCCAUAUUUGAGCAGCUUGCCCAGCAAGGACAUAGCGACAGCCAGUUCUGGCUGGGGCGCUGCUAUUUCUGGGGCUGGGGCGUCGCAAGCGACAGGAAGACGGCGCUCCGAUGGUUCAUCGAAUCUGCCGACCGGGGCAAUCCGUACGGAGAGUAUAUGGCCGGCUGGUGCUACGAGUACGGACAUGGAACAGCCAAAGACGGUGCCAAGGCCGCCGAGUACUUCCGCAAGUCAGCCGACCAAGGCAAUCGCUAUGGUCAGUACGGCCUCGGAGACUGCUUCUCGCAUGGAGACGGUGUUGCCAAGGAUGCCGAUGUGGCCGACCGCUGGUACCGCAAGGCAGCAGACCAGGGCUGGUCGCCGAUCACGAACUUUGACUGAUGUUCUGGGCAUGAGUAUGUUGGUGGCGAAUUCAGCGAAUGCGAUGAAAACGACCAGAUAUUUUGUUGCAUCAGAGCAUCGCGCGCCGGUCAUGGCCAAGGCCUGGCUGGGCGGCCACGAUGCCAUCCUCCAUUCUCUGGAUCUCGAAUACACACCGCAUUGUCCAUGCUGA